Amblyraja radiata (thorny skate) is the source of this 639-nucleotide messenger RNA. Its product is annotated as E3 ubiquitin-protein ligase TRIM17-like. Lineage: Eukaryota; Metazoa; Chordata; Chondrichthyes; Rajiformes; Rajidae. The transcript has 2 exons. The record is from RefSeq and is a predicted model, not a curated record. Gene Ontology annotation, molecular function: zinc ion binding. Bases 349 to 639 code for a protein of 96 amino acids.
AGAUUAGUUGGAAGCCGCCAGGAAAUCUUCACAUUGAACACUAGCAGCAAGUUAACAUUCAUUCCCCGAGACGGCAGCGGUUGCAAUAGACACUCGCGAUACUGCAGGGGUUCAGCAGUUGCGCGAAAGGGAAUGCGUUUUGAACCAGGAAGAGGAGGUUAAAAUGGCUUCGAAAGACCAGGUCGUGAGUUUAACCGAGGAGGCAGUUUGUCCCAUCUGUCUGGAUUUCUUCACCGAUCCGGUGUCACUGGAGUACAACUUCUGCCGCCCUGUAUCACACAAAGUUGGGACAGGGAUGAGAGAAACUCCUGUCCGGAAUGUAGAGAGCAGUUUACAGACCGUACCCUCAUGGUGAAUCGGGCCUUGGGGAGACUGUCUGAGAAAGCUCGAACACUGAGCCUGAAUCGGACAGAGGAGGAAAGUAAACUUCAGUGCGAGGAACAUCAGGAAGAACUGAAGUUGUUUUGUGAAACGGAAAAGAAACUGAUCUGCCUGGUUUGUCGAGAUGCGCGGGAACACAGAGAUCACCGCUUCAUGCCGGUUAAAGAAGCUGUUCAAAUAUACAAGGAUCAGAUGAAAUCUUCUUUCGAAUCUCUCACAAAAGAGAAAUCAGGGAUCCAGCGAAUGGAGCAGCAAUAG